Molecule: messenger RNA, 814 nt
Organism: Zingiber officinale
Lineage: Eukaryota; Viridiplantae; Streptophyta; Magnoliopsida; Zingiberales; Zingiberaceae
Product: pEARLI1-like lipid transfer protein 3
Exons: 1
Coding region: 55-534 (159 amino acids)
Source: RefSeq, a predicted model, not a curated record
CCUCGUAACCCUAAUUGCACCGUCCAUCCCACGCUUCGGGCUACAGAGGCUCCCAUGGCUCCCUCUGCUUCCUCCUCAGCCGCUCUGCUCCUCUGCCUCAACCUCCUCUUAUUCGUCAUGGCCGUCACCGCCUGCCCGCCGCCGCCGUCGCCGCCGCCUCCCAAAAUCCCGCCCACGCCCAGGGUGGCGCCGCCCACGCCCAGGGUGGCGCCGCCGACGCCCAGGGUGGCUCCGCCGACGCCCAGGGCGGCGCCGCCUACGCCCAAGGCGCAGCCCUCCUGCCCCGUCGACACGCUCAAGCUGGCGGCGUGCGACGACGUGCUCGGCGGCCUCGUCAACAUCCAGCUCGGGACGCCGCCCAAGGAGCCCUGCUGCUCCCUCGUCGGGGGGCUGGACGACGCCGAGGCGGCCGUCUGCCUCUGCACCGUCAUCAAGAUCAACGCCCUGGGGUUGAACCUCAACAUCCCCGUCGACCUCAGCCUGCUCGUCAACUACUGCGGCAAGGGCGUGCCUUCGGACUUCGUCUGCGCCUAGUUAAUUUAUCUUUCAGUUUAAUUCCCUGCAUGCAGCCUCACUUUCUGGUAGUUGUACGUGUUGCGAUUGGGUGCAUUUAUUAAAUGCUCAAGAAUUGGUGUAUAAUUUAGCUAGUAGCGAUUGAUAAGGUUAAUUAAUUAUUUGUGGGUGGGUAGGGAAUAAGAGUUUUUAUCCAUUUGUAUUUUGUGAUGUGUAUUGUGUACUGCGUACUCUACUGUGCAAAGGUCUUGUACUUCUUUGUGAUUCAUCUUUAUUCAAUUCAACUCGAGUUGAAGCAGCA